GUCUCCUUGAGGCGGGCGGGGUGCUGGGUUCCCGUCUGCUGCCUCUCGGAGAGUCCCGGGUGGCCUGCAGGUACUGCGAGAUUUAUAGGGAGGGCGCUGGGACCCCCAAAAGCUGGGAAAUGGGACUAUUGGCAUUCAGGGAUGUGGCUCUAGAAUUCUCUGCAGAGGAGUGGGAAUGCCUGGACCUUGCUCAGCGGAGUUUGUAUAGGGAUGUGAUGUUGGAGAACUACAGAAACCUGUUCUCCCUUGGUGAGGAUAACUUCAAUAUGCAAUUCCUAUUUCACAGUCUUGCUAUGUCUAAGCCAGAACUGAUCAUCUGUCUGGAGGCAAGGAAAGAGCCCUGGAAUGUGAACACAGAGAAGACAGCUAAACACUCAGCUUUGUCUUCUUAUCUUACUGAAGACAUUUUGCCAGAGCAGGGCCUGCAAGUUUCAUUCCAAAAAGUGAUGCUGAGAAGAUAUGAAAGAUGUUGUCUUGAGAAAUUACACUUAAGGAAUGACUGGGAAAUUGUGGGUGAGUGGAAAGGGCAGAAGGCAAGUUAUAAUGGACUUGACGUAUGCUCAGCAACUACUCAUAGUAAAAACUUUCAGUGCAAUAAAUGUGUGAAAGGUUUUAGUAAAUUUGCAAAUCUAAAUAAACGUAAGAUAAGCCAUACUGGAGAAAAACCAUUCAGAUGCAAAGAAUGUAGCAAUGUCUCUUGCAUGUCUUUAACAACAACUCAACAGCAGAGAAUCCAUAUUGGAGAGAACCCUUACCAAUGUAAAAAAUGUGGCAAAGCCUUUAAUGAGUGCCCAUGCUUUACUGACUGUAAGAUAAUUCAUGUUGGAGAGAAACAUUGCAAAUGUGAAGAAUGUAAUAACGUCUUUAAGUCUUGCUCAAGUCUUGCUAUUGUUGAGAAAAAUCAUACUGAAAAGAAAACCUACAGAUGUGAAGAAUGUGGCAAAGCUUUUAACCUGUGCUCAAUUCUUACUAAACAUAAGAAAAUUCAUACUGGAGAGAAACCAUACAAAUGUGAAGAAUGUGGCAAAUCCUUUAAGUUGUCCCCAUACCUUACUCAACACAAGAGAAUUCAUAGUGGAGAGAAACCCUACAAGUGUGAAGAAUGUGGCAAAGUCUUUAAAUUGUUGUCAUACCUUACUCAACAUAGAAGAAUUCAUACUGGAGAGAAAACCUUCCAAUGUGAAGAAUGUGGAAAAGCCUUUAACCAGAGCUCACAUCUGACUGAACAUAGGAGAAUUCAUACUGGUGAGAAACCAUACAAAUGUGAGGAAUGUGGCAAAGCUUUUACCUGGUUCUCAUACCUUAUUCAGCAUAAGAGAAUUCAUACUGGGCAGAAACCCUACAAAUGUGAGGAAUGUGGAAAAGCUUUUACCUGGUUCUCAUACCUUACUCAACAUAAGAGAAUUCAUACUGGAGAGAAACCCUACAAAUGUGAUGAAUGUGGCAAAGCUUUUAACUGGUUUUCAUAUCUUACUAAUCAUAAGAGAAUUCAUACUGGAGAGAAACCCUACAAAUGUGAAGAAUGUGGCAAAGCCUUCGGCCAGAGCUCACACCUUUCUAAACAUAAGACAGUUCAUACCAGAGAGAAACCAUACAAGUGUGAGGAAUGUGGCAAAGACUUUAACCACUGUGCACAACUUGCUGUACAUGAGAAAACUCAUACCUGAGAAAAACCCUACAAAUCUAAACAAUAUGGCAUAGUCUUUAAUACCUAUUCACAACUUCACAGCAGAAUAUUUUCAUUGAAUAAGAGUGUUACAAAUGUAAUGAUUGUCAAAAGGCCAUUUACAGACUAUAAGCCUUUGAGUGCACUAAAAUGUUUAGGCUAAGAACAGUAUAAAUAGAAAGACCAGUUCAACGCCUCCACUUAUAUCACAGCUCUUACUGUACACAGAAGAAUUUAUACUGGAGGGAAACCCUCCAGUAGCUCAAACUGUAUUCAACUUCAAAGACUUUGUAUUGGAGAGAAACCCUACAAAUGUAAUAAAUGCAGAAACAACAUUUGUUCAAAAAAUAUACCUUAGAAAACACCAGAGUGUUCACACUAAAAACUAUUUUACAGAUGCAGUAAAUGUGAAAAACUAUCUAAUCAAAAAUUACAUCAAAACAUAUCCAAGAAUUCAUAGUAAAAAGCACUAAGUCACUGACACUUUCAGACAUUACUAUAAAUCUGAGUGUUGGUUAUAGAGAAUAAUCCAGAGUUCAGUUAAAAUAAGUAGGAGAUUCACCUUUUGGGGAAGUUAUAAUUACAUUUCAAGUAUACCUUUUGGUGCCAGGCAUGGUGGCUCUUUCCUAUAAUUGCUGCACUUUUGGAUGCCGAGGUGGGGGGAUUGCUUGAGCCCAGGAGUUUGGGACCAGUCUGGGCAACCAAACCCAGGAGUUUGGGACUAGUUUGGGACCAGAUGGCAAAACCUCAUCUCUACAAAAAAUAAAGUAAAAGCCAGGCUUGGUGGCACAUGCAUGUUGUCCCAGCUACUUGGAAGGCUCAGGUGGGAGGAUUGCUUGAGCCUGGAGGUUGAGGAUGCAGUGAGCUGAUAUCUUGCAACUUCACUCCCGCCUGGGCAACAGAGCAAGACCCUGUCUCAAUAAUAAUAAUAACAACAUAAUAAUAAAGUAUACUCUGUGCACUGAAAGAGUUUUAGCUUUUUUGAAAAUCACAUAUUUAUGUAAUUUUCAAGUCUUAAAUCACUUGAUACCAUGCCUUCAUUUCUAUUGUCUAUGUGAAGGCAUGUGGCCUACUGUUGCUACAUGAAAGCUGUGCGAGUUUCUUCUAUAUUCGGGUGGGCGUCAUUCAUAUCCUUUUCUUUGGAAGAUUAUGGACAUUGCAUUUUAAGCUUCCUGAAGAAAUUUAACCGGAGAGGCUCUUUGUAGUUGUCUUAUAACAGGGUUGUAAGUGAUUCAUGAGAUAGGUCUUCAGAGUAAUAUUCUGCAUUAUAUUUAAGAAAGAAACAUUUGAGUUUUACAAGUCAGUGGUUUUUCCUAUUGCACAUUAAGGUAAUAAAAUUCAGUGGAUUUUGAAAUGCUCUUUUUAGACUGUUUGAACUUAAUUUGUUUUAGUAAGACAAAAUUGUUUUAAUGUCUUUGGACCGUUGUAUAUUAAGCGAUGUUUAUCCUGCCACCAACGUUAACCUAUCUCACCUUAGUUAUCAUUGUAGGUAAAAAAAAAUGGUAACAAUACAAUAGUGGUAACAUGGUGGAAUAGUAUCUCUAAUGAUCCCUUCUCCCAGUGGCAUUAAACUUCAAAUAAUUUGAAAAAUAUUGUUCCCACACAUUACACCUUCAUUCUGUUUGCUCUUUUUGUAAUGACAGUGUCAUUAUUAUGGCUAUAAUAAAGCCUAUGUAGGAUUAUAAUCAAAGACCAUAUAUUUCUGAAUCUUGAAGGACUAUUCACAAAAUUUUAUUUACAUUUUUCUUUUAACAUGUGGUCUUUCUGGCCUGCAAAACAUAUACAUACUUUUAGUUUUGGUUUACAUGGAGAUAAAUAUAUAAAUAUAUUACUCUAAAGAUAAAUGUUAGGUGUAAGACAGUUAUGAAGCAAGUAAUAUGUUUGAAGUAAGUGCAUACCCGUUUUCAGAAUAAGAGAAAAAUGUUGGAACCAAACAUAAUUUCAAAAGUAUGGAUAAUUUAUUAGCAAACUAGAAACCUCAAAAAUGUUGAAGGCAAAUCUGCAAAUCUGUUUUCUCUGCUUUGUAUUGAAUGCAUUUCUCUAAAAUCUUAUUGCACCUUUUUCAGAAUUUCCCCAUGAAAAUCCUGUUUUUACUUUUAUGUUGCUCAUGCUAGAGCUAACAUAUAAUUUUCUUGUUCCAAAAUUCAUGAAGAAUUUCUUGUGUGAUCUUCUCAGGUAUUAUAAUAAUGAUUUUAUGAAACUUAUUGGUGCUUAAAAAAUAAUCUGAAGAUGUGAAUAAUUCCACAGUGAGUGUUUUAAUUUUCAUUGUACUUAAUUAGUACAUUUCCAUUUUUCCAUUAUUAGAGAACACUAUUCAAGCCAACUUUUUUUUUUGUUAUUGUUUGUUUCACUUUUCUUAAUUGAGUAAUUGAGUUUAUUGACCCUAUUGGGCAAUUUGUUCAGGUAAACACUUUGGAGGCUUUAUAAGUCAUAGGGUUAUUUGACAUAUAAAUGAAUUGAAGAAACAUAACACAGUGCCAGAUGUGUAAUAGAUGUUCCAUAAUUAGCAAUAAGUAUUCCUGUUGGAGUGAAUUUGUGGCUCCAGGUAAGAGAUUGGAAAUACCUGGGAUGAACACCUGGCAUUGAUUCUGCAUGUAGAGAAAGGACUUCUGUACCCAGGCUGCACAACUGACUCUCUGAAGAGGAAUUCUGCUUUUAUUUCCAAAUUAUCUCUCUUUUUUUUAUGGUCUCUUUCUCUUUCUUCUCAACUACUUAUGCAUUCCAGCUCUCCUCCUUUUUUUUUUUUUUUUAAAUCUGUGUUAUGGCUACACUUUCUCACUGUUCUCCACACAAUAUGUCAUUUUAUAUAGUACUUUGUACAUUCUAACAGGAAGUUUGGACUUUCUCUUUUUCUUUUUUUUUCUUUUUUUUUUUUUUUUUGGUAGAUAUGGUCUCACUGUGUCACCCAGGCUGGUGUGCAGUGGUGUAAUCUCGGAUUACUGCAACCUCUGCCUCCCAGACUCAAGCAAUCAUCCCACCUCAGCCCCCUGAGUAGCUGGGACUAGAAGUGUGCACCCCCACACCUGGCUAAUUCUUUUUUUUAGUAGAGAUGAGGUUUUACCAUGUUGCCCAGGCUUGUCUUGAGCCCCUAAGCUCUAAUGACUGACCUGCUUGGCCUCCUAAAGUGCUGGGAUUAUAGGUAUGAGCCACACCUGGCCUGGAAGUUUGAAAUUUUUUAAUGUGAUGAUUUUUGUUUGUUUGUUUUGAGACUGAGUCUCACCCUGUUGCCCAGGGUGGAGUGCAGUGAUGCAAUGUUGGCUCACUGCAACUUCCACCUCCUGGGUUCAAGCAAGUCUCCUGCCUUGGUCUGCCAAGUAGCUGGGAUUACAGGCACGUGCCACCAUGCCUGGCUAAUUUUUGUAUUUUUAGUAAAGACGGGGUUCAUCAUGUUGUACACGCUGGUCUUGAACUCCUGAUCUCAGGUGAUCCACCUGCCUCGGCCUCUCAAAGUGCUGGGAUUACAGGUAUGAGCCACUGUGCCCAGCCAAUAAAUUGACUUUUAACUGGAGAGUUUGAGGUCAUUUAUGUGUUACAAAACUGACAUUGUGUUCAUAGCUUAUUGCAGUCUCAACCUCCCAGGCUCAAGUUAUCCUCUCAUCUUAGUUCCCUGGGUAGCUAGGAGUACAGCCACAUGCCACCAUGCCCAGCUAAUUUUUUUUAUUGUUUUGUAGAAAUGAAGUCUCACUGUAUUUUCCAGGCUGAUCUCAAGCUCCUGCGCUCAAGCACCCCACCUACCUCAGCCUCCUAAAGUGCUGGCAUUACAGGCAUGUGCCACCAUGCCUGGCUACAAGCAACACAUUCUUUUUUUUUUUUUU
Pongo pygmaeus (Bornean orangutan) is the source of this 5481-nucleotide messenger RNA. It is a transcript of the gene ZNF695, whose product is annotated as zinc finger protein 695. Gene Ontology annotation, biological process: regulation of transcription by RNA polymerase II. Bases 120 to 1667 code for a protein of 515 amino acids. The transcript has 4 exons. The record is from RefSeq and is a predicted model, not a curated record. NCBI's taxonomy places the organism in Eukaryota, Metazoa, Chordata, Mammalia, Primates, Hominidae. Gene Ontology annotation, molecular function: DNA-binding transcription factor activity, RNA polymerase II-specific; RNA polymerase II cis-regulatory region sequence-specific DNA binding.